Molecule: messenger RNA, 2111 nt
Organism: Mauremys reevesii (Reeves's turtle)
Lineage: Eukaryota; Metazoa; Chordata; Testudines; Geoemydidae
Product: vacuolar protein 8-like
Exons: 14
Coding region: 1-1722 (573 amino acids)
Biological process (GO): nucleus-vacuole junction assembly
Molecular function (GO): protein binding; protein-membrane adaptor activity
Source: RefSeq, a predicted model, not a curated record
AUGGCUCAGCUGUGUGAAAAGUGUGUGAAGUUGCUUCAGGACUUUGUGACCCUUGUGAAGAGGAUGUCCUCAAGUCUGAUACAGAACAUUAAGGAGUAUUUGAUUCUGAUAAGUGAAUGCUCUUGCCUAAAACGAAAGACCUCUGAAGCCAGACAGCUAUACAAACCUGUCCUUCAGCCACACGAAAAGGAGAUGGUGCGAGAGUUUCUACAGCACAUUGAAACAGGUUUUGAAAUGUCACCAUUUGGAAAAGACUCCUUGGAAGUUCUGAGGACCUUAGCAUUUUCAGAAAACCCUGGUUUACAGCAGUCUGCUGCUCUGUAUUAUUUGCAUAUGAGUCAGCACUUGAGCACCCAUCUCCCUGCUGAGCAUUUGGAAUCCUAUUAUGCUUUACUGCAGUCCAGUGACAUGGAGGUUCAGCAGAUGUCUUCCUUGUCCCUCGUAAAUUUUUUGCUGGAAGGAAAAAUAAACAAAGAACAAGUUGUCCAAAUUGGUUUACUUGAGCCAAUUCUGGAGCUGCUCGAGUCAGGGGACUCCACUGUCCAGUGCAACUCCUGUGCCUGCAUAAUGACUUUGGCUGUCUCAGAGUCCAACCGAGAGGCCAUCGGCUCAGCGGGAGUUAUACCCUUGCUGGCACUUGCCAACUCCUAUGAUCCUAGAGUCCAACAAAAUGCAGUUGGAGCUAUUCUCAACCUCACACGAUCAGAACAGAUCCAGCAAGUCCUGUGCAGGGAAGGAGCCCUCCCUGUUCUCAUCCUGAUGUUAGAAUCUCCUGACUCAGAAGUACAGUAUUAUAGUUGUGCAGCUUUAAGCAAUGUGGCAGCCAACUCUCAGCACCAUGAAGCCAUGUUGCGAGUUGGGGACAAAUUCCUUCUGCGGACACUCAUUUCUCUCCUGUCUUCAUCUGUGGACAAGGUUUCAAGCCAGGCAUGUGUUUGUCUAAGGAACUUGGCCACAAGUGUGAACAUUCAGGCUGACAUCAUUGCUAUGGACAUCCUGCCCAAGCUGCUCUCUCUCCUUGCAUCUAGCAAUUCAGAUGUUCAACAAGCUUCUAUUGCACUGCUCUGGAUAUUAUCCCAACACCCAGCCAACCAGGACGCUUUAAUGCAUGGAGAGGUGCUGCAGAACCUGGGGGUGCUAUUGUUAACUCACCAAACGGACCCAGGGAUCGUUGGUCACACUGCCUGUAUCAUCAAAAAUCUGAGCCUUUGCAAAAACAUACAGGGAAUCAUGGAAAGUCCAUGUGUGGAAGGACUCCUCCAGGCUAUCCUGUUUACUGAAAUUCAAGAAGAAUCUCUUCAUUACGUGACAUGUUCUCUUGGUGAGCUGGCAAAGCAUGAAGGUGCCACAUUACACUUGCUAGAAUGGAUGAAUGAACCCCUGAUAAAGCGCCUAGUGAGAUUGGCUGGGCAACGGGAACAUACAGAGUCAUCAUUUCAAGCUGCCUCCAUUGUCCGACACAUGAUAUGUCAUGAUAAAGUGAUGUCUCUGCUGAAAUGCCACAUGGAGGAAGUCCAGCACUACCUCAUGAAUUUUCUCAACCACCAAGAGAUUCGCUUUCAGCAGCUGGGUAUUUCUACGCUGGGCAAAUUACUGGAAGAUCCAGAAUUUUCAUCUGCAUUCAGCCAGAGUCAAUUAAUGGAACAUCUUGAGCAAGUCCGUCAACAGACAGAAGAAACUCAGGAGCUCCUUAAGAUGGCUACCAGCCACAAAGGCAGUUAACAUUUUAUUUACUCACCUCAUGAAAUGCUAUUCCAGCCUGCAGCCUGAUCCCUCAGAAAGAGUAACUUUUUUUUUUAUUACUACUUCUCAUAGCCAAUAUUUUCCUACCACUUGCAGUUCCACCCAACACAUAAUGACCCGGUGGAAUCAUGUACUUUAUACAACCUUAAUGUUUUGAUAAUGGAGUACGGUCUAGAAAAAGGUUUGAAAAAACAUGUCAACUUACUCUAUUAAAAUGUUUAAUGGCUACACCUAUAUUCCUGCCAUGUACAUGGCUGAUAAAAUACCCAAUAUUGGCUAAACUUUGCAUGCAUCUUUUUGAACACACAGUAAGCACUCUGUGUGUGUGGUUUUAUUUAUGUAAAAACCAGGUUUUAUUAAACACACAU